Mangifera indica (mango) is the source of this 1714-nucleotide messenger RNA. RefSeq names its product aspartate aminotransferase, cytoplasmic. Gene Ontology annotation, molecular function: L-aspartate:2-oxoglutarate transaminase activity; pyridoxal phosphate binding. The transcript has 11 exons. Gene Ontology annotation, cellular component: mitochondrion. The coding region runs from base 138 to 1460 and encodes 440 amino acids. NCBI's taxonomy places the organism in Eukaryota, Viridiplantae, Streptophyta, Magnoliopsida, Sapindales, Anacardiaceae. The record is from RefSeq and is a predicted model, not a curated record. Gene Ontology annotation, biological process: biosynthetic process; amino acid metabolic process.
GCGCCCACUGUAACGUGGUAGCCGCCUACUGUAAUUCAUACCAUUACCACCAAAACCACGUUAUAAAUCGGACAACAAACCAGACUUACAACGCUAUACCCUUGCGACUAAAGCAAAGUUCAUCGUCUUCAAUAUUCAUGGAUUGUGGUUCAGUCUUUGGAAGUCUUGUUCAAGCUCCUGAAGAUCCUAUUCUUGGAGUUACUGUUGCCUAUAACAAGGAUCCCAGCCCAGAUAAAUUGAAUUUAGGUGUAGGUGCUUACCGAACAGAGGAAGGGAAACCUCUAGUUUUAAAUGUGGUGAGACAAGCAGAACAGCUCUUAGUGAAUGACCAGUCACGGGUCAAAGAAUAUCUUCCCAUUGUUGGACUUGCAGAUUUUAAUAAAUUGAGCGCAAAGCUCAUUUUUGGUGCUGACAGCCCUGCAAUUCAGGAGAAUAGAGUGGCCACUGUUCAGUGCUUGUCUGGUACUGGUUCUUUAAGGGUUGGUGCUGAAUUUUUGGCAAGGCAUUAUCACCAACUUGCUAUAUACAUUCCACAGCCAACAUGGGGAAAUCAUCCAAAAGUUUUUACUUUAGCAGGAUUGUCUGUGAAGACUUACCGCUACUAUGAUCCUGCUACACGUGGGCUAAACUUCCAAGGCUUGCUGGAGGAUCUUGGUGCUGCACCAUCGGGAGCUAUAGUGCUUCUUCAUGCAUGUGCUCAUAAUCCAACUGGUGUUGACCCAACACUUGAGCAGUGGGAGCAGAUUAGGCAGCUGAUGAGAUCAAAAGGGCUGUUACCUUUCUUUGACAGUGCUUAUCAGGGUUUUGCAAGUGGUAGUCUAGAUGCAGAUGCACAAUCUGUCCGCAUGUUUGUUGCAGAUGGUGGUGAAUGCCUUGUAGCUCAAAGUUAUGCAAAAAACAUGGGACUCUAUGGAGAACGUGUGGGCGCCCUAAGCAUUGUCUGCAAGACAGCAGACGUGGCGAGGAAGGUUGAGAGCCAGUUGAAACUUGUGAUUAGGCCCAUGUAUUCUAACCCCCCUAUUCAUGGUGCAUCUAUUGUGGCUACAAUUCUUAAGGACAGCAAGAUGUAUGAUGAGUGGACUGUUGAAUUAAAAGCAAUGGCUGAUCGGAUUAUAAGCAUGCGCGAGCAGCUCUUUGUUGCUUUAUCUGCUCGAGGUUUUCUACUGAUCCCCUUGUCUCUAAUUUUUUACAGCUUAGUCCUAGUUUUGGCCUUCAAAAUCUUGUCUAAGGACAUUUCAAUUUCCUAUUUGACAGGCACUCCAGGUGACUGGAGUCACAUUAUCAAGCAAAUAGGAAUGUUUACCUUCACAGGGCUGAACAGUGAACAAGUUGCCUUCAUGACCAAGGAGUAUCACAUUUACAUGACAUCUGAUGGGAGGAUUAGCAUGGCAGGUCUUAGUUCAAAGACAGUUCCUCAUCUUGCAGAUGCUAUACAUGCUGCUGUUACCAGAAUGGGCUAGACUGAGAUUUAGUCUGUAAGGAUUUUUGGCUUGCUUUUCCCUUUGGCUUGCAAAUCCUCUCAAAGGAGACACAGUUUAAAAAUUAUAUUAAUUUUGGUUGUGCAUCCUGAACUUUCCCCAAACUCAAUAUGUCAGGUUGAAAAAAAUUGAAAGAUGGUAUUUAUGUUUGCAUUGAUAACUGAUAGCUGCAUGUUACUUUCUGACAUACUUGCCAAAGAGGGGGCAAAAAAGGAAGAUAUGACUUGAUUCAUGUA